This is a messenger RNA of Pseudopodoces humilis (Tibetan ground-tit), 3271 nucleotides long. It is a transcript of the gene SLF1, whose product is annotated as SMC5/6 complex localization factor 1. Gene Ontology annotation, molecular function: protein binding. Gene Ontology annotation, biological process: DNA damage response; positive regulation of double-strand break repair; protein localization to site of double-strand break. Gene Ontology annotation, cellular component: nucleus; site of double-strand break. The record is from RefSeq and is a predicted model, not a curated record. Lineage: Eukaryota; Metazoa; Chordata; Aves; Passeriformes; Paridae.
AGCGCGCUGGGCUGCGGCGCCCGGCAAGCGCCGAGACGGGCCGGACCGGGGUGUACUGGGCUAGACUGGACUGGACUGGACCGGGCCACUGUAAGCGCCGGCAGAGCGCCCGAUCCCGUAGCCUCCGUACGUGAGCGCUGGAGGGGGCAGGCAGGGGGCCUCGCUCGUCACCUCCCCACCGGGACCGCCGCCAUCCCGCCGCACCUCGGUGAUGGCAAGUGGCAGCCAGAAAAGGAUAAUACAAAUAACUGGAUUUAAAAAACGGGAGAAGGCGGCACUGCUCAAAUGCCUGUUGAAGCUGAACUGUGUUUUUAUAGAGAGUAAGAAAUACAGGAAUUGUACACAUCUUGUAGCAAAAAAGCUGUGCAAGAGUGAAAAGGUCUUAGCUGCCUGUGCUGCUGGAAAGUGGGUACUAACUAAGGAGUACAUAAUUAAUAGUGCUGAAAGUGGCAGAUGGCUUGAUGAAACAACCUACGAAUGGGGAUAUGAAAUUGAAAGAGACACCCAUUAUUCACCUCAAAUGCAAUUUGCACCUAAAAGAUGGCGUGAAGAACUGACAAACUCAAGUGCUCCAGGGGCCUUCCACAGAUGGAAAGUUGUCCUCCUUGUUAAGAGAGGUGAUAAACGAAUGGCAUGUAUUAGAAGAGUUCUUAAAGCUGGAAAGGCAACCAUAUGUUCAUCUGAAAAUGCAGAGCACAAUAUAACUCAUAUACUCAUCAGUGGUAAAAUUUCUCCUUUACAAAAUAAAAAGUGCCACUCUGAAGCUCGACACUACCCUUUGCAAUAUAUAGGACAUUACCUUUUUCAAAAUGAAAUACAAAGUCCCAAAGAUACCCAGAUGAACCAUUUCCUGGCUGCACAAGAAACAGACCAAGGCAUGUCUAAAAUGCAACUUGCCGAAAUGAAAAAUGUUAUUAUAAAACAUAUGUAUUUUACUGCGACUGUUAAGCACAGACUUACGCAAACAGACCACCUGAACAGCUGCAAUCCAGAGGUUAGAAGUACUGACUGGUCCAGGGGCACCUGGUCUAUACUUCAAGGAUUAGUGGAAGAGGACUUACUUCAUGAUGUAGUCACAGAACUUGCUGCAGGCCAAAUAUGCAGAGCACCUCCUGUGCAACUUCUUCACCCUCUUCUAGAACAUGUCCUAUUGGGAAAUACUGAUGCAGUAUUUUUUGACAAACUUUGUCACGUUUUUUACCUUGUUCUUCACUGUAAUCCUCCCUGGAAGUCCCCAUCUAUGUUAAAGUAUUAUUUGGAUCUUCUUCAGUGUCCUAUUUGUAAGAAAGGCACAUGGUCCUUAAUAGAGAUGCUUGUAAGGUCUUGCCUUUAUUGCGAAACAGCUUGUCAUACAGUCACAGUUUCAGGGACAGAAGAUGAACUGAGGAUAGUUCAUAAAACAUUAUUGAAGUUCUUCUUUGAUUUAGUAAAAGGUGAAGUAGAGUUUCUGACAAAAAGUUUGGUUGAAGGAACGAAUUCACAGCAUCAACAAGUCUUGCCAGAGACAGUUCUUCUGAAGACAUUCUUGCUUGAAAGUGGAACCACAGUGCUUUUUACCAAACACAUAAAUAUUCUAGCAGAUUGGGUCAUACUUUCCCAUAGAGAAUUGAAUGGAAAAAAUGAUGCUUUCAGAAAUGAAGUUGCUGGUCUACUAAAUGCAAUUCUUGGAACUGUACUGGACUAUUGGAUCAUAUCAGGUUUGCUUAUGGACAGAAAUGUGUUUCAUCAAAUACCUGAUUUGGCGCAUUACCUUGCCAUUUCUUGUGAUGAUUUUUCUGUGUGUCAAUUAAAAAUGUUUCUUUAUGCCAUACCAUCCGACUGGCUUCAACUGUUCGUUGCAGAAGCAGUUUUCAAACAAAUGUGUUUACAGAGGAAUAUUGCUGUUUCUACAGAACCUCUUUCUCUUCACAAGAUAGUCUGUUCCUAUUCACCUGCUUUGCGAGAGAUAGGGAUGUGUGAGACAAAGAUGCACAAAGCAAAGAAAAAGAAAAUAGGGCAACAGCCAUGCCCUGAGUCUCAAAGGACAUUACAGAUGCUAAAUGGCGAUAAGCAGAGCCAAGUCAAAGUGCUGCCUGAUCUACCUGACCUAAUUUUUAAUAAGCUUAGAGCAAAAACAGAAGUUCAGUCUGCACACACCAAAGACAAUUGUAUUUUGGCUGAAGAGGUGCAUAAGAGAAAUAUUAAAGGAGAGACAGCCCUGCAUAAAGCUUGCAGAAAUAACAAAGUGGAGAGAUUGAUUCAGCUUCUUUCUUUGCCGGGAAUAGACAUUAAUGUUAAAGACUAUGCUGGCUGGACGCCUUUGCAUGAAGCCUGUAACCAUGGUAGCACAGUGUGUGUCCGUGAAAUUCUGCAGCGUUGUCCAGAGGUAGACCUGCUCAGUCAAGUGGACGGGGUGACUCCUUUGCAUGAUGCACUGUCAAAUGGACAUGUAGAAAUUGGCAAGCUGCUACUUCAGCAUGGGGGGCCAGUCCUUCUAGAGCAAAGGAACUCCCAUGAGAAACUGCCCCUGGAUUAUGUCGAGUCAGUCACAGUAAAGGAAGAACUUUUCAAUCUUGUUUAUCCAGGAGAGAGCAUUGAAGACUUCUAUGAAUCCAGAGAACAAGAUUUUUGCAAUCAGAAGAAAGAACUGUGUUUGAUUUCAUUUACUAAGAUGCUGAUGAAUUUUUGUUCUGUUUAUAAUUUGUCUACACCCCUGACUGUUACUCUGAGAGCGCUAGCUUGUUCAGAUGUACUUCCAGAAAUGGUUUGUGAUAGCUUUAAGAUGAAAAACGCAUUUUCUGGAGAUUGGCUGGUGGAUACAUAUUUUAAAGAACUAGAAACUUUUGAAAAACUACCACAAUUUCAUCAAGAAAUAUCUGAAAACAUGUUAUUCUUCCCUAGUGAACAGGCAAAGGCUUUAUUAGCAGUUCUGGAAACUAUGGUAGAAGCAUGUCAGUGCCUAAAUCUUUCUAGUGCUUAAAUUCCAAAUAAGCUACAUUGGCUGAAUCUUGAGUGUUACUAGCUUCUAUUUGCCUGACAGAUUGGGAUGGGUGUGAUUGGAAAGUGCUGUAUCAUUUACAUUCAGUUAAACUUUGUAUUUUCUGUCUUGGGAGUAUUUUUUUUACAUGCCUCAUGCCAUAUUUCUCUUCGGUUCUCUUAGGUAGUGACCUUAAACCUAAAUCAAGCAGUUGUUUCAUUUCUUGAUAACGACUUGUGUCUACGUAUUUUGAUAUCCCUUAAUAAAGCAGAUGUUGUAAAUAUAACAUGAAAUAAAAACACAUGGAAAAGUAAA